This is a messenger RNA of Strongylocentrotus purpuratus (purple sea urchin), 3484 nucleotides long. RefSeq lists its product as uncharacterized. The transcript has 2 exons. The record is from RefSeq and is a predicted model, not a curated record. Lineage: Eukaryota; Metazoa; Echinodermata; Echinoidea; Camarodonta; Strongylocentrotidae. Bases 197 to 1726 code for a protein of 509 amino acids.
CUUCGCGCGAUUCACGAUCAUUGUGGUCCAUUGCAUUGUCAACAUGGUCAACCACGGGAUUUUUUUGUGUUACUGAAAUGUGCUCAGAAUUCAAGUAAUUCAUCUAUUAAAUGACAGACAAGAAACAAGUCAAAGAGUUCCAUGGACAAGCCAUCUACAUGUAGACGCUCCAGUGGCGGCUGUGGUGGGUCACCUGAUGCCCUCAUUUACAUGUGCAGUGGUAAGCUGUAAGAACACAAGUCGAAGUUUUCUCAAAUGGAACUCAAAAAUCUGUGACAUACACAAAUGCACCCGUAAAGAGGAACUGUGCACCUGCAAACCUCCUUAUAGGUUUCUUCCAUUCCCAACACAAAAAUUUCCACAACUGCGUGGAGAGUGGAUCCGUAAAAUAAGGCGUGUAGAUCCUUCAACCAAGAAGCCAUGGAUUCCUAAGCACUUCAGCAGGGUUUGUUCGAUACAUUUUGUUGAUCUUGCCCCAUCUGCAAGUCGUGUCCCUACUUUGCAUCUUGGAUAUGAUGUGCCUCUACCCAAAUCUAGAAGAACAAUAAAGCGAACAGUACCAGACCCUGUGACUGCUGGACCUGUCCCAAAGGUUGUUAGAGCUGAUUCAGCUGAACCAUCUGUUGCGUUAAAAGUUAAAAAUGUUCUUGCCGAAAGUGGACACGAUUAUAGAAUAUCAUGUAAAUGUGCUGUAUCAUGUCAUUGUAAAGAAGCUGCGACAAUCAUCCGAUCAUUAGAAGACGAAGUUGAGAGGCUUAAAAAAUUAGAGGACAAACAUACAUUUUUUCAUUCAUUGUCUGAUGGUGAUAUCAGUUUUUAUACAGGUUUUCCAUCAAAAACUUUAUUUCAGAGUGUAUUUUCUUUCAUUCAGCCGAAGGCAAGACGAUUGAGAUAUUGGAAAGGGGCCAAGGAGGCUAAAUCAAAUGAGAGACUCCUUUCCGGUACAAAAAAUUCACCAAAGAAGCGUGGUCCGAUAAGGAAGCUCGAAUUAGUAGACGAGUUUUUGCUCGUUUUAAUGAGGUGCCGGCUUGGCCUAUUGAACCGAGAUUUGGCCAAGCGUUUUGGUGUAUCACCAGCAUCUGCAUCGCAUAUUUUCUUUACGUGGAUCAAUUUUUUGGCUGAAGUUUUAGGUCCUUGUGUGUGGUGGCCAUCAAAAGAUAUUGUUCGUCGCAACCUUCCAUCAGCUUUUAGGACCAAGGAAUAUAGGAACGUUAGGUGCAUUAUAGACUGCACAGAAAUUUUCAUUGAGCGGCCCCGUAAUCUCUAUCUACAGGCUGUUACAUGGUCAGAUUACAAGAAACAUAAUACCAUCAAGCUUUUAAUUGGUAUUACUCCUAAUGGCCUAAUCUCUUUUCUGUCCGAUAUCUGGUGCGGGAGAGUAACAGAUAAACACAUUGUUCAGGAAUCUGGAUUUUUGAAUUUACUCGAAAAUCAAGAUACAAUUAUGGCUGACAGGGGAUUCCCGAUUACAGAAGAGCUCAUGAUGAGGCGAGCGUCACUAGUCAUCCCACCUGGCAAAAGAGGUCAGGAACAGAUGACCAGGCAACAGGUGAUGCAGACUAAAAAAGUUGCGAAUCUACGGAUUCAUGUAGAACGUGCAAUUAGGCGGCUCAAGUCUUUCCGAAUUAUAAAAGGAACUCUUCCGUGGAGUCUUAUUCCCUUGUCGGAUCAGAUAGUCAAAGUUUGUGCAGCCCUCUGCAACAUGCAAGACCCGCUAGUUGCAUGAACUUUCAUUCAUAAGCACAGUGUACAGUUUUUUCUUCAGGAUAAGUACCGGUAUCGUAUAAUGAACUCAUGCACAUGCAUCAUUUGUAUAAUAUUAAUUCUUUGAAUUGAAUCCUAAGCGUCAGAUUUAACACAUGUACAUGUAUGCAUAGUUGACUUUAAUAAGUUUUACUUUCUUGGAUGUAUAAUAUAUGAUAUAUUUUACUUUUCUAGUCUUUUAUGUCACAUAUUUUUGGGUGUGUAGUAGUCUACAGGGUGUAUGCCAAAAAAAUUAGUCCUCUGCCAAUGAAUUAAAAAAAAAAAAAAAUUGUACGGUCUAACGUUUACCUCACCUGUACAAACAUACAGUUCUUACAUUGUUGCAGCUUGCGUUUACUUAAUCUUAGAUUCUUUUUUACAAUGUAUGAAUUAUAAAUUAUAUUAUAUUUACAAUAAGCAACAUUAGGUUAGGUUUUAUGUAAUAUUCUAUUGACAGCUGACAAGUUACGAAGUAAAGGUGCAAUUCACUACUACCAAAAUAUUUACGCAACACGUUUUGAUAAUCACUUUCAUUAUUUGUUAUUUUAUUGUUUAAAUGUAUUCAGAUAUAAUGUACAAAACAUGAUCACUUACAGCAUGUACAUAUUGUUGUACUGGUAAACUGUUUGAAAAGCAAAUUUGUUUCAAAUACAUAACCGGUAAGUCCGGUAUACAGAACAUGACCUAAAAGGUCCUCUCAGGGUAUGACCAUAAAACAGUAUUGUAUCAUUAGUUGCCAGUAAGCUAAAAACAUGUACUUUUAUUUUGUAUAACUAUGUCAAAGUUAAUUGUAUACAGCUUGCUCUUGGCGGUGCCAAAAUAUUUAUGCUUUUAAUGCGCAUUUACAUGUACAUUGUAUACAAUGCUUAAAUUGCCAUCAGAUCAGAGCAAUGAGACGACUAAGAAGAGAAAAAAAACUUGAGUAUGAAAAACAGUGCGUCAAGGUUUCACUUCACAAAUGUACAUACACAUAUUAAAAUGUAAAUUACUAGUAUUAUUGUACUGUUACCUCAGAGCACAAUUACUGAAGACAAAAAACAUAAGUAUGAAAAGCAAUCUCAGGUUUCACUUGCCAGUUUGUACAAACAUGUAUACUGUAAUCAACUCUUGUUUACGCCCAUAGUGAGUGCACAUUUGAACCAAUCAGAAUUGCACAUCUAGUCACAUGAUAUGAUAUGAUAUGAAUUGCAAUUAUAAAGGCAAUUUUACAAUCAAUUGUGUCUUUAAAUGUACAUAUUUAUGGGACUUAUUCAUGAACAUCUCAGUUCAUGCAUGCAUAAGUCUACUGCAUGAACCAGGGAAAAAAACUGGCAUGAACACAUAUUUAUUACUGAAUGUUAAGCUACAUAAACCGGUAUGUAUUAUAUAACUUAAAAUUAUGUAAACAAUAAUACAAUAUUGUGAACAUCAUAUUUAUUCUCUGGAUUAUCACAUGCCAGCAUAUUGCUUUGCCAUACUCGAUGCAACCAAUGCCAUGCAGCUGCCAAGAAGUUCAAAUAUUAAACAUUACUUUGUAUUCAGCUUCCACUUUGCAAUUACUACUGCCAUAACCCUUAUUGAUUUAUUUUCAUAAAUGUUCAUAUUAUGCUCUGUUGUUGUUUCUCAAGAAACAUACUGUUUUAGUAACUUAUUUUAUAGUGUUCCUAAGAAAUAUGACUGUAAACUAACGAGCAUUUCUUGUAAUGACAGCUGUUGAAAAUUUGUUUGGAAAAAAAAAUCCAUUAAAUUGUCUUUCUCUUUA